Messenger RNA from Danio rerio (zebrafish), 813 nucleotides. RefSeq names its product selenoprotein H (gene selenoh). The record is from RefSeq and is marked reviewed. Lineage: Eukaryota; Metazoa; Chordata; Actinopteri; Cypriniformes; Danionidae.
UGUUUUACAUUAAUGUGAGUGUUGGGGGGUAAACGUUAAUAAGGUACAAUCGAUGUGUGAUUUAAUAAUUCAAUAAUUCUCGUUAACUUCCGACUGCAACUGUAUCCCUUCCAGCAAUCCCCGCGAAAAACUUCUCACGUGUGUUGUUGCUGCUGCAAUGGCGACUCGAGGCAAGUCAGCUCGCAAGCGAAAGGCGGAUUCAGACGAAAAAGAAAAGCUUGACGAUGCCAAGAAAGAAAAGCUUGAGGAUAAGGAUGAAGAAACAGGACUGAGGGUGGUCAUCGAGCAUUGUAAGAGCUGACGGGUUUACGGGCGCAACGCGGUCGUCGUGCGGGAAGCUCUUGCAGAUUCGCACCCUGAACUCAAAGUGAUGAUAAACCCGCACAAUCCCCGGAGAAACAGCUUUGAAAUCACGCUGAUGGACGGAGAAAGAGCGGAUGUUUUGUGGUCCGGCAUUAAAAAGGGUCCUCCACGCAAACUCAAGUUCCCUGAGCCUGCUGAAGUGGUGACCGCCCUGAAACAAGCGCUGGAGAAAGAGUAAAUACUGUCUGCUUUCUGUGCUCCUGGACACUGGAUGCAUUUAUGAUGUGAAUGGACUAAUGGGAAAAUCUCCCCGUCUGUUUACUGAUGACCGACUCUGCUGUUCUGGACUGGAAUGCUGACUUUGCCUCGUUUCCUCUGUUAACCAUUGUUCAGUUCUGCUGUCACAUGAUUAGUGUUAAUUUGCCUUUAUAUGUCUUGUGUCUAGUGUUUGUGUCAUUCACCUUUUAACUGUUUGAAUGGCACAAAUAAAGCAACUAUUUCUUGACAAAA